This is a messenger RNA of Macadamia integrifolia, 957 nucleotides long. Its product is annotated as auxin-responsive protein IAA28-like. Gene Ontology annotation, molecular function: protein binding. The record is from RefSeq and is a predicted model, not a curated record. The transcript has 4 exons. Lineage: Eukaryota; Viridiplantae; Streptophyta; Magnoliopsida; Proteales; Proteaceae. Gene Ontology annotation, cellular component: nucleus. Gene Ontology annotation, biological process: regulation of DNA-templated transcription. The coding region runs from base 67 to 804 and encodes 245 amino acids.
ACAACCCAAGAAAGCCAAAUCCCUUCAAUAAGCUUGGAAGAACAAUCAAAGAUUGGCUAUAUUGAUAUGGAGCUUCAGUUGGGUCUCUCCCUUCCAAGCAAUCCAAUCAAAGAUCUAGACUUAAACAAAUAUGUGAAUGACCCAAAAGAUGAGAUUUGGACUGAUCAUAGUUGCUGCUCCAGAAAGAACAAAGCCCACAAGCGUAGCUUCAACGAGUCCUUCGAGAUUGUCACUCCCACUCCAACGCUACCUCUUUUAUCAUGGAAUGAUAAACCAAACAAGGAGGAGGAUGAUGGUGAUGGUGGUGGUGGUAAUCGGAAGAGCCUCAAGAAGAGCUCCUCUUGCACCAUUCGUAAGAGUAAUGGAGAGGGAGGUGGGAUUAUAGGGUGGCCACCCAUCUCGCGUUGCAGGAGGAGUUUUCAUCUUCUUCACCACGACUACCACUACCACAACCACCGGCAACAACAGAAUGUAGCCGGUCGGGAUCAGAAUGAUAGGACGGAUGGGCUUGGCUGUCGUAGACUCAACAAUUCCAUGUAUGUGAAGGUAAAGAUGGAAGGUGUUGCCAUUGGAAGGAAAGUUGAUCUUAGCCUUCACCGUUCUUAUCAGAACCUUACCGAUACUUUGAUCGCCAUGUUUGAAGAAUACCGCCCAGAUAAGGGAGAUAUGGAAGGAUCAUGGAACAAUGGUAAACGUUACACCUUCACUUACCAAGACAGAGAUGGGGACUGGCUUCUUUUGGGAGAUAUUCCUUGGCAAACUUUCGUUGGAGCAGUGAAACGUCUGAAGAUACUAUGGAGUUGAUGAGGCUCAUUAGCUCGUGUUUUGUGUUGAAAUUUCUAUUUUUACCUCUAUUUCUAGAAGAAUAUAUGAUGUGUAAGAGUGUCGGGAGACCUUUUGCUUUUCAAAAAUUCUAAAGCGAAAAUUUGAAUUCAAUGGCUUUAUUAUGACACUUAA